ACGACCUUUUCAAAUAAUAUUUCCCAGAAACACAGGCUGCCUGCGGGAAUGUGAAAAGUGAAAGUAACAACCUCAAACGAAAAUAGAUGCGACAUUGGGAGAUACUCGUGUCUUGAAGUAGCCUAUUAGCUUUUUAUUAUUUUGUCGACUUAUGCACCUCACAAGACUUUGCGGUUGUUCAGGCGGAAAGCUCAUUCUGAUCUGCUGGACUUUGCAGUGUUUCUCCAGUAUAGGUUGAACCGAUAUGGCAUGCUGAAAUCAUAUAGCACUGGGCGUCAGGCUGAUAAGUAGCAACCAUACUCCAUGCAGGUGCACAUUGAUUCGGCACACAGAACUUCUACUGACAAUCCCACUGGAGCAGAAAUAGUGAGUCUUCUACGUGAUAUAAAAGAGCCUCCUACGUGAUAAAAUAAUGGAGGAUGACAAGCGGAACACAGACACUCAGACUGAUGACCCUGGCGAGAAAUAUCUGAUCCGAGCUGGGACCAGAACAAUCAAACUCUACACUCGAGUGCCAGGGAAUGUGAAGGACUACUGUACAACUUUGUUGAGUUCACUAGAUGCUAAAAAGCAAACUGAAAAGACGUCAGUGGAAGAGUGUGAUGUCAUCCUGGCUUUCUGCCCCGUUGUGUCUCGGCUUGGAACAGAUGUUGAAGCAGCUCUUGACAAGAUUCCAGAUGCAAAGCCUUGCAUCCUGGUGGUGAUGCAUAUCACAGUUGAUCCAUAUUUUGUUACGCCGAACAGCAGUAGAUUUGCUAAAGGCAGGGGCGUGGACACUGUGGACUAUCUGUGCUAUGAAGACGGGGGAUCAAUUAAGAGUGAAAAAAUCUCUGAAGCAGUUUUUCAAAUCCGCAGACACCUGGAAGAAUAUGCUAAGGGCCUGAGAGGAAAUGCCAGGCAGAGGGGUCCAGUUGAAAUGCUAAUACGUCUCUCUCCAACCAUCUGGCGGCUGAAGCUAAAAGGAUGGGCUCUUUCCAUGGUUCCUUUCAAAAUGGCAUGGGGAAAGAUUCAAGCCAUCAUUUCAGUUUUGUCACAAAUCUGGGCUCUUCACAUGGUUCCCUUCAAAAUGGCAAGAGACAUUUUUUUCUGGGCAUGGGGAAGGAUUCAAGCCAUCAUUUCAGUUUUGUCACAAACCUGGGCUCUUUCCAUGGUUCCUUUCAAAAUGGCAUGGGGAAAGAUUCAAGCCAUCAUUUCAGUUUUGUCACAAAUCUGGGCUCUUCACAUGGUUCCCUUCAAAAUGGCAAGAGACAUUUUUUUCUGGGCAUGGGGAAGGAUUCAAGCCAUCAUUUCAGUUUUGUCACAAACCUUGGAGGAUGACAAGCAGAACACAGACACUCAGCCUGAUGACCCUGGCUUUGUCUCUACGGAUCAACACAUGCAGACACAAGAAGCUGGAACAGGAAGGUUUCCAGCCAUCAUGUCAGUUUUGUCACAACUCUGGGCUCUUUCCAUGGUUCCUUAUAAAAUGGCAAGAGACAUUUUUUCCUGGGCAUGGGGAAGGAUUCAAGCCAUCAUUUCAUCAGUUUUGUCACAAAUCCGAUGGGCAUAUAAUACCUUCAGUAGAUAAAAGUGUAGAGGACCACCACAUGGAUUUGGACUGAGAAUAUGGACCUAACAAUAAAACAGUCAUAUUACAGUUGCAGAUGAAAAUUCACGUUUCCUUCAGAUGAGCUAGGACCUAGUAUUGGUCAUGUGGCAUUGCAGAAAACGCUGAUAUGAACAAAUACAUCAAUAUGUCACUAUAAGUGAAAAGAGAGGGUUUUGUUUUUUGAGGAUGAAAUUGGAUGCAUGGAGCAUGCCGACGAAAAUGUGGAACAACUAUAAAGUAUGACAAUUAUCAGAUGAAUUGCCUAAACUUGCACAGUAAUUGCAAAUCAUUUUGUAAAUUUCCAUUAAACAGUUGGUCAAAUAUUGUAAUCGGAAAGAUGUUUUUUUAUGUGCAUCAAUAGACCUGUCUUAAUUUAGCAAAAUUGAUGAAACAAGAAGCAAGUAUACCAAAGGAAAUAGAUACAUCUGUGUGAAACUACAGUACCAAUUCCUGUGAUAUAAAUAUUAAAACUACGCAAAUUGCUCAAAUGAAAUAAUGAGAUUUAGAAUGUUUUGAGAUGUGAUUAUGAGGAAGGAACUAGACUUGCUUUUAUCCAUUCAUCACCCAUGUGGUUUCUUCUGGAAGUAUUUCUCCAUGUAUCAUUACUAUGGAAGUGUCCUUAGAAUUUGAAUUUGAAUAUGCACGUGAAUAUGCACAUGAGCUUCACACUUAUUGAAUAUGUCCUAAUUUGCAGAGGCAGAAACACCAUACC
Messenger RNA from Clupea harengus (Atlantic herring), 2300 nucleotides. RefSeq lists its product as uncharacterized. NCBI's taxonomy places the organism in Eukaryota, Metazoa, Chordata, Actinopteri, Clupeiformes, Clupeidae. The record is from RefSeq and is a predicted model, not a curated record.